CGGAGGAGGCGGCGGCGGCGGAGGAGGAGGCGGGGCCCGGGCCGGGCAGCUUCCCUCCAGCACCGCGCAGUCCCGGCGCCGCGGGGCCCCCAUGCCGGGCCGGCCGCUGCUGCUGCCGCCGCCGCGGAGCCCCAGGUGAUUGGCAGCACCAUGUCUGGCCGGGAUCGGGGGACAGAGCCGCUCUACAUCAAGGCAGAGCCUGCCAGCCCCGACAGCCCUCGGGGCUCCUCGGAGGCCGAGCCCGAGCCCCCCCCUGCCCGGCCCGCCGGCCCUGCCCCGGCUCGGCGACGCCUCCCCACCGGCCGGGAGGAAGAUGAGGAGGGGGAGGGCCCAGGCCUGGGUGACAGGGGCGGCGGCGGGGGCAAGCUGGUGCUGAGCUCUCUGCCCAAGCGCCUCUGCCUGGUGUGCGGGGACGUGGCUUCUGGCUACCACUACGGGGUGGCCUCCUGUGAAGCGUGCAAAGCCUUCUUCAAGAGGACCAUCCAAGGGAGCAUUGAGUACAGCUGCCCGGCCUCCAACGAGUGUGAGAUCACCAAGAGGCGGCGGAAGGCCUGCCAAGCCUGCCGCUUCACCAAGUGCCUGCGGGUGGGCAUGCUCAAGGAGGGAGUUCGGCUAGAUCGGGUCCGGGGCGGAAGGCAGAAAUACAAGCGUCGCCCCGAGGUAGAGCCCCUGCCCUUCCCGGGACCCUUCCCCUCCGCUCCUCUGGCGCCGCCCGGGGGCACGCGCAAGACAGCUCCCGUGAACGCCCUCGUGUCCCACUUGCUGGUUGCAGAGCCAGAGAAACUGUAUGCCAUGCCUGACCCAGCAGGCCCCGACGGGCAUCUGCCCGCCGUGGCCACCCUGUGUGACCUUUUCGACCGGGAGAUUGUGGUCACCAUCAGCUGGGCCAAGAGCAUCCCAGGCUUCUCUGCCCUGUCCCUGUCGGACCAGAUGUCGGUGUUGCAGAGCGUGUGGAUGGAGGUGCUGGUGUUGGGGGUGGCCCAGCGCUCGCUGCCGCUGCGCGAUGAGCUGGCCUUUGCCGAGGACCUGGUUCUGGACGAGGAAGGAGCCCGGGCCGCCGGGCUGGGCGAGCUGGGGGCUGCCCUCCUGCAGCUGGUGCGUCGGCUCCAGGCCCUUCGGCUGGAACGGGAGGAAUACGUGCUGCUCAAGGCCUUGGCGCUGGCCAACUCUGACUCGGUCCACAUAGAAGAUGCCGAGGCCGUGGAGCAGCUGCGGGAAGCCUUGCACGAGGCCUUGUUGGAGUACGAAGCCGGGCGGGCCGGUGGGGGCGCAGAACGUCGCAGGGCUGGGCGGCUGCUGCUCACCCUCCCCCUCCUCCGCCAGACGGCGGGCAAAGUGCUGGCCCAUUUCUAUGGGGUGAAGCUGGAGGGGAAGGUUCCCAUGCACAAGCUUUUCCUGGAGAUGCUGGAGGCCAUGAUGGACUGAUGGGAGGGGUGUUGCUCUUGUGGACAUGUGUGGGAGGGUGGGGGGGUGCUGGCAGGACCGGCUGGGGUGGGGGGAGGGGGUUGAGCCCCAGAAGAAACCUAGGGAUGGGCAUGGACAGUGCCCACAGCCUGCUGGCAGUGCCAGGGCAGUGCCAACAGCCCAUGGGAACCAUGUCCAUGCCCACCCAAACUCCUUCCAUAGGCACCUAGAGGAGUGAGGCUAGGCAGUGCUGCUCCAGCCCCUUGGCAGGGGGGGAGCACUGCCCCUUGCAAGCCAUAAUCUACCCCCAGGGUUGGGGGGGCCUUGUGGAAGCCAUAAAGGGGGUAGCUGGGGAAAUUGGGGUGUCCGGGGAGAGGUAAAGAGAUCUCAGGGAGGUAAGGGUUGAGGGGCCCCAGCUUCCCCUUUGGUUAAUGCUUUUUGCUGCUGCUUGGCCCCCACCCCCCACCCCCCAGGGGCCUGGCUCCCCCCUUUAGCAGAGCCAGGGCCUGAAAACAAGGACCCCUGAACCCUUCCCUCCUUGCCAUUUAUAUUGGGCAUUAUUACUGCCCCCAAACUCCAAUCCCUGUCUCCCUUUAAAGCAAUAAACCAGAGCUGGCUCCUCCCCUGCCCUGCCCUCCCCACCCUUCCCUGGAGCUGGGUCUAGGGGUGAUCCCGGACCCCUGGGGAAGGGGAGGCCACAGCAUCUAUUCUAUCCCCUGCAUAGCAAUAACACUAUAUUUAUUUUUAGGGUUUGGAUCUGCGGGAGGAGCAGGGGCCUCUGGGAUAGGGCCUAGGCUACCUCCCAGGACUGAGUGGGGGAACAGAGCUGUACAGAGACUCUAUUUUAAUGUAUAUUUGCUGCAAAGAGAAAAACACGCGUUCGGUUUUGAACCUUUAAUGAGGAAAAAAAAAUAUAACAGCAAUCAUACCACC
This is a messenger RNA of Monodelphis domestica (gray short-tailed opossum), 2337 nucleotides long. It is a transcript of the gene ESRRA, whose product is annotated as estrogen related receptor alpha. Gene Ontology annotation, molecular function: zinc ion binding; nuclear steroid receptor activity; sequence-specific DNA binding. The record is from RefSeq and is a predicted model, not a curated record. Gene Ontology annotation, cellular component: nucleus. Gene Ontology annotation, biological process: regulation of DNA-templated transcription. Lineage: Eukaryota; Metazoa; Chordata; Mammalia; Didelphimorphia; Didelphidae.